Messenger RNA from Monascus purpureus, 312 nucleotides. Lineage: Eukaryota; Fungi; Ascomycota; Eurotiomycetes; Eurotiales; Aspergillaceae. The record is from the annotation of a GenBank genome assembly.
AUGGUUGUCCGGAUCCGUCUGUCUCGCUUUGGCAAUAAGCACCAACCAUUCUUCAACAUUAUUGUUUCUCAAGCGCGAUCGGCUCGUGAUUCGAAACCUCUCGAGGUCAUCGGUACCUACAACCCCGUCCCUCAGCGACCCACGAACCUGUCGGAAGAGGAAGCCCGGACAGCGAAGGCAUACAAGGAAAUUGCUUUGGAUCGGUCAAGGGCGAAGUACUGGCUUGGUGUUGGUGCGCAGCCAAGUGAGUCUGUUUGGCGUUUAUUGAGUAUGGCUGGACUCAUUGAACCGAAACACAAGAAACAAACCUAG